Messenger RNA from Mytilinidion resinicola, 1164 nucleotides. RefSeq lists its product as uncharacterized. Lineage: Eukaryota; Fungi; Ascomycota; Dothideomycetes; Mytilinidiales; Mytilinidiaceae. The transcript has 2 exons. The record is from RefSeq and is a predicted model, not a curated record. Bases 1 to 1164 code for a protein of 387 amino acids.
AUGGCUUCCGCCGACCAGCCCGCUGAGGUUGCCAGCAAGGUUCUGCGGAGAGCCCAAGUCUCAAAGAUGACCCGGGCCCUCCAGAACCGCCUCGCCUUAGCCAAUGUGAAGAUCAAGCACGGCUGGGAGGAUUUGAGCCUCGACGCACUCGAGCCGCGAGUUGAGAUGGAACUCAAGCGGAAACGCCCGGGGUCGAGCAAUGAGACUAUGUCCUCAGCAUCCUCCACAGUCUCCGACCGAUUCUACCCCCAUAGCGCCCUCGACUCCUCCCCUCUUGCGGCCCCGAUAUUUUCAGACAACGUCCGCCGCUCUGGGAGCAGUUCGAGCCAGAGCAAGCGCCCGAAGCAUGGACACUUGUCCAAAUAUCCAGCCUCUAGCAACCAUGCCCGCGUGAAGGUCAGGACGUCAAACACAACUGCUACCUCGUGGAAGAGUGCCUAUAGACUGCCCGAAUCUUCGCCGGUGUACCACGGUAGACAUGCACACUUCGGACGGAUCCAGCAUGCCCCAAGCCUAUCCUUCGUCUCGGAAACCUCAACCGUGCCAGACUCCCCCUCGCUACUCUCCGAAGACGACGAUGAAGACCUUCCAAUCACAUCAUUCCAGGUCCGAAGCUCUCUGCGGUCUUCUCCUCCCCGAGCACCGCGCACGCCGCCGCCCGCUGUCGCUCGCUCAGCCCGACUUCGCAAUAGUGCUUUCAAUGCCUCCUCUCGCAACGAAAUGAAAGGCGAAGAAGAUGCCAACCUACUAAUGUAUCUAGCCACUUCCCCGUCUCCGGCUCACCCCAGCACGUCCAAACCCCGUGUCUACCCUCCUACCACGCCUCCACCUAAGUCGACACCACUACCGUCGUCCAUGAUGUCCACCCCAGGAGGAGGCGGGGCACCGUUCUCAGGUUUCGGCCUCAGCACACCUUCGGCAAACCUCAACUUUGCGGAGUUCUUGAACAUGACUCCCAGUCCAGCUCAAAUGGCUCAACCAUGGAACCGAACUCCUGCCGCUGGAAAGACCCCCCUUAUGGCGCGGGAAGCCCGGAAGCGACUCAACUUCGACACACUACUCCCACCCACAGGCAACAGCCCGAAUGUUGGUGUAGAGCGAACCCGGGUCGGAAAAGUAGAAACAGGACUAGGCAUGGAUCUUGGCGGAGAGCUCUGUUCAUGA